CGGUUUGACAUUUCUUCAACACCCUCUUCACUCACCAAAAAAUUUUCUGACUUUCGUUUUUCAGUUUCAAGUCUCACGGUCCAACCUUCAUUUCUUCUUCAUAAUUAUUGUUAGUUGGUUGUUUGAUGGAUGAAUUUGCGUGCUUGAGGGAUUGGGAUUUGGAGGCUAUUGUGAGAGGAAGCAGUGGUGAAGCCACCGCCAUGGACGAUCCAAAUCCUGAUUUUUCUUAUUUCUUCUCCGACCAAGACGAGCUUCUUGAUAGCUUUCCAGAAUUCUCAGAAACCACCAGGGUCCUUGAUGAUCUCGAAGAUCUCUACAAACCUUUCUACCCAGUUUUGCACCCUCUCUCACCUCACACCAUCGUUACCACUUCCCUAUCCAUCCCCAUAGAACCCCAACAGGUCAAAGAACUCAAAGCAUCGGAAGACAAAGUAGCCCUACAGGGUUUGAAAACUCCCCCAACACCUAAGUGUAAAAAAGGGAAGAAGAACCAGAACAAGAGUGUGGUGAAGCAGGUAACAACAGCAGAAGGUCUGGACGAUGCAUGGGCAUGGCGUAAAUAUGGACAGAAACCAAUAAAGGGUUCUCCGUAUCCGAGAAGCUACUAUAGGUGCAGCAGUUCCAAAGGGUGUUUGGCGAGGAAACAGGUUGAAAGAAGCCACUUAGAUCCUGCAGUUUUUCUGGUUACCUACACUGCUGAACACAGCCAUCCCCACCCAACUCGGAGAAACUCUCUUGCUGGGACCACUAGGAAGAACAAUUCCCUCAUUCCCCCUCCAACAACUCGUAACCACAACACUACUUGUUCCUCCAGGACACCUUUGAUGGUGCAAUCCAUUGAAGAAAAACUUGUAACAAGUGUGCAACAAAGCAUGGACUUGAAGAAAGAGGAAGACUUUCUUGAGUGGUUCGAUGAUGAUGGUGCUCAAUUUGGUGAUGCUUGGAUUCCAACCUCAGAUCUAGAGAAGCUUAUUGGACUUGAAUGCCAGCAUUUUGCACUGGACGGGGGUUUCACCGAUGGUUAUGCUCACUCUUGACAAAUUUCUGAUUUAGAGUUUUCUUUUUUUCAAGGCCAAUGUAGAUCCAGACCUACUCAGUUUUCUGGGUGUUUUAAAUUGCAGUUAUGUUUAUAUACCACCAUUUUACAUUGCGGUUCAUGCACUGUAAUGUUGCAAUACCAAUUAUGUUUGUAGAUAUUCCCACAUCAAACAAUAUUUUACUCUCUUUUUUUUUUACCUGA
This is a messenger RNA of Vigna unguiculata (cowpea), 1240 nucleotides long. RefSeq names its product putative WRKY transcription factor 29. Gene Ontology annotation, biological process: regulation of DNA-templated transcription. The record is from RefSeq and is a predicted model, not a curated record. Lineage: Eukaryota; Viridiplantae; Streptophyta; Magnoliopsida; Fabales; Fabaceae. Gene Ontology annotation, cellular component: nucleus. Gene Ontology annotation, molecular function: DNA-binding transcription factor activity; transcription cis-regulatory region binding.